AGUGUGUUCGUGGGAGGAGUCUGUUGGCUACUUAAGCUCCUCCCACGCCGGGUUCUGAGUGUCGGACGUCACUUCCGGUUUCCGUGCAGAGAGCGGCGGCGUGUGAUCCCUUCUGUCAUACAGAAAGCCAGAGUGGAGGAUCACGAAGAGCCAGCGAGCAGCUCAAUCGAUAUUUCGGAGGAAUUGACUUGUCUGCUGUGCAGUGGGCUCUGGAAGGAUCCUGUUAUGGUGGAAUGUGGCUUCAUAGACAAGGCCUUGGUGGGUAAGGAGCCCUUUAUGUGCCCCGGGUGUAAGGAAGAAAUAACGGAGAAAAGAUGCACUAGGAACAGAGACCUGGCCAACCUGGUGAAGACUGCUGGGGUGUCUACUCCAGGAACAACUCCAGCAAAGACCAUAGCGAAGGAAAAUAUUCCACCUCGUGAGAACUGUCAUGAGCAUGGCGAGGGGCUUAACAUUUUUUGCAAGGAUGACGGAGACUCUAGGGAUGCCUUAUCUGUCAAAUGUCUACGAAACAUGCCAACCACGUCUUCCUUCCCAUCCUGGAGGCGAUGGGUGUGUUCCAGAGCCUAAGGAGGUUUGGAUCGUCGGCAACUAUUGGGUGAGCCGGGCCAAGAAAAGAUCAUCUGACAACCUGGGACUCGCUGUAAAUCAAUAUUAUGUGCGAUGGAUUGCUUAUUGCACAUUGCAAUGGGGUGAUGCAAUUAGAGACAUGAGGCAGUGUGGGGGGGGUAUUGCAGUGUGG
This is a messenger RNA of Rana temporaria (common frog), 742 nucleotides long. RefSeq names its product zinc-binding protein A33-like. NCBI's taxonomy places the organism in Eukaryota, Metazoa, Chordata, Amphibia, Anura, Ranidae. The coding region runs from base 226 to 570 and encodes 114 amino acids. The transcript has 3 exons. The record is from RefSeq and is a predicted model, not a curated record.